This is a messenger RNA of Folsomia candida, 2146 nucleotides long. Its product is annotated as facilitated trehalose transporter Tret1. Gene Ontology annotation, cellular component: membrane. The transcript has 7 exons. The coding region runs from base 152 to 1561 and encodes 469 amino acids. Gene Ontology annotation, biological process: transmembrane transport. Gene Ontology annotation, molecular function: transmembrane transporter activity. NCBI's taxonomy places the organism in Eukaryota, Metazoa, Arthropoda, Collembola, Entomobryomorpha, Isotomidae. The record is from RefSeq and is a predicted model, not a curated record.
CCGGCACAAAACCGUGUGUGCCUUGGUACAUUUAUCAACUUUGACUUUAAUUUUAUGCCAUUAAGAAUUUAUCUUGACACCUUGGAAAUUCGUUUCUCGACGAGUUCUACCUCCUAAUCUUAAUCACAAAAUACAUAAUUUUAAUAGUACUAUGAUUUCUUCUAUCACUGCAAAAAUUAGCCACCUUAAUCUUAAAAGCCUGUCACUAGGAAAUUCGCAAUAUGGAAGACAAAUAUUUGCAGCUUUUGCCGCCAAUAUGGGGGCAUUUUCCUUUGGGACUGCCUGGUCAUACACGGCCACGGCCCUUCCCUCCAUGAAACGUGACCCCUACAACGACUUUAACAUCACGAGACAUAGUGAAUCCCUCAUCACGGCGCUUCUUUUUCUCGGCUGCAUCAUUGCAUCUCCCCUCAACGGAUACUGCCUGGAAAAAUUUGGCAGACGCGGUGCCAUGAUGCUAACCAACAUACCGUGUGUUUUAGCCUGGAUAAUUAUCGGAGUUUCAAGCAAUGUUAAUAUUAUUUACGUUGCAAGAAUCCUUACGGGAAUCUGUUCUGCUAGCUAUGGCUCCGCUGCGCCACUUUACGUCUCGGAGAUCUCGAGCCCAAAAAUUCGUGGAAGAUUAGUUUGCACUUUUGAUACGAUGAUUGCAGCCGGAAUGGUUUUCAUAAAUAUUGUCGGGUCUUUUACAUCAUGGCGGGUUCAGGCCUUUGUAUGCGGUUGUGUUCCGGUAGUUGCUCAUGUUAUGCUUCUCAUGAGUAAAGAAUCCCCCAGAUACUAUCUCGCCGUUGAUAACUACAAGGAAGCCAAGGCAACGUUGGAAUGGUUCAAUCCAACGGCGUCUAAUGAGCACAUAACGAAACAAGUUGACGAGAUUGCUGAAUGUGCAGAACAAGACCGUUACAACAACACCUUCUACGGGUGGCGCACAAUAUUGGGACGCGACGUCUACAAACCAAUUCUAAUCGGAAUUAUGCUCAUGUUUUUUCACUUAAUGUCAGGAAAUUACCCAAUUUUAGCAUAUGGCAUGACCAGUGUCGGGAUCGACACCAAUAUUGAUGUCACUCCAAACUAUUUAGGAAUUACUCUAAUGAACUUGGCACAAUUUAUAUUUUCAUUUAUCCCGGUAUUUUUUGUGGACGUCAUUGGUCGUCGACCCCUUCUCAUAAUUUCUGAAUUGGUUAUGGCAGUGACACUUUCUUGCCUUGGAUUUAUGCUCAUUUUUGAUCACCAAAACCCAUUAGAAGGCACAUUUUCUACCAUUUCACUAAUAAUAUACGAAGUAUUCUACGCCCUCGGGAUCGGACCAAUACCGUGGUUGCUAAUGGGAGAACUUGUCUCGUCCAAGCGGCCAGGAAUUUCACUCGCAAUUAUCACUAGUUUCUACAGAGCGUUAGGUUGUCUAGAAUUGUAUUAUUUUCUUAGCAUAGCAGACUAUAUUGGACAUGGGGGCAUGUACCUAUUUUUUGCAGGUUGUUGUUUUCUAGGUGGGAUUUGUUGUUACCUAAUUAUUCCCGAUACUACGGAGUUAAAGUUGGAAGAGAUUAAAGAUAAAGUUUAGAAAAUGAGUAAUCCUAACUCAAAUUUUUCUACCUUUUUACCUGUCUGUGAAAUAUCUAUACUACACGUUAUCAUGUAAAUAUAUGUAUUAAGUAUUUAGUCAUCAUUAUAAUCAGAGUUUCAUUGUUGACAUUUCCGAUUGAUUGUACAAAAGUCAAAUUUUGGAAACAGCACGCUUCCAGGUUUUGUCGAUACUGUGCGAAGGUUAAAGGGCAUAAAAUUUGGUUCACGAAGAACCCGUUUAACACAUCUAACUCCAAUUUGCAUUAUGCGAGAAUUUUUAUAUUACACACAGCAUAAACUAAUUAAUGUGUUAAUAUACUGUUACAUUUGAAUUACCUGAGAAUGCACAUUAUACGGUUGAAUAGUUUAGUCUAAGCAGGGCGUUAUUCUUAUAAAAAGCAGCACGUAAUUUGGAGUGUAAAUAUAUGUAUGGAUAUAUUAAAUACAUUAUUCCAGGCAAUUGGUAAGUAACGAGUAAUUGAUUCGACGCGUUGUAGCAUGUGUAACUCAAGUAUUUUCAAAAACACUUGUACAUUAAGAGGAUAACCUAUUUUGUAAAUAAAGGUGUGCAUUUGUUUAUUGA